AUGGGCAAUCAGGACACAGAACGAUUAACUCCAGAAGCCGGCGUUGAGUUUCAGGGAGGCAGGGCUUUGUGCAAAGCAGCUGUUUGGUCGUACAAGAACAACGCUGAAGUUUCGACCAUACUCUGGCGACUCCGUCUUAUUAGAUCGAUUGCCACUCUGGAAUACCUUCAAGAAGCGACCUUCCUUUGUCAACGAAGCAAAAAAGCUGAAACACGUUGGGUCUUUGUUCGAGUUCCUGCUUCACGAGCACAGGGCUUCUUUGAAAAGAAACCGCUCAGUGCUUUGCUGGCCAAUCAGAGCGUUGUGCCUUCCGCGCCUGUUGACUCGCGCCUCACAAGCAUGCAUUGGCCUUGCUCUCCUCUUCGAAAUUUGGAGAGUCACGACGGUCAACUCGACAUUUUUUGCAUGGGCUGA
This is a messenger RNA of Durusdinium trenchii, 414 nucleotides long. The record is from the annotation of a GenBank genome assembly. Lineage: Eukaryota; Dinophyceae; Suessiales; Symbiodiniaceae.